Molecule: messenger RNA, 4978 nt
Organism: Manis pentadactyla (Chinese pangolin)
Lineage: Eukaryota; Metazoa; Chordata; Mammalia; Pholidota; Manidae
Gene: SUFU
Product: SUFU negative regulator of hedgehog signaling
Exons: 13
Coding region: 222-1682 (486 amino acids)
Cellular component (GO): cytoplasm; nucleus
Molecular function (GO): transcription factor binding
Source: RefSeq, a predicted model, not a curated record
CCGCCCCCUUGAGCGCCCCGCGGCCCCCGAGGAACCCUCUGGCAGUCUCUGCGGUGGCUACGGCCGGGGCCGACGAUACGACGCGCGCAGGCGCGGAGCCUAGACCUCGCUGCAGCCCCCAUUGCCUCAGGGAGUCGCACCCUCGGAGUACGCCCGCUGGCGCGUCAGUGCUCUCCCUCUCGUCCACCCUCGCGGAUUCCCCCAGCGCCCUACGCGCCCGGAUGGCGGAGCUGCGGCCUAGCGGCGCCCCCGGCCCUGCCGCGCCCCCGGCCCCUGGCCCUACUGCCCCCCCGGCCUUCGCUUCGCUCUUCCCCCCUGGACUGCACGCUAUCUACGGAGAGUGCCGCCGUCUGUACCCUGAGCAGCCCAAUCCUCUCCAGGUUACCGCUAUCGUCAAGUACUGGUUGGGUGGCCCAGACCCUUUGGACUAUGUUAGCAUGUACAGGAACGUGGGGAGCCCUUCUGCCAACAUCCCUGAGCACUGGCAUUAUAUCAGCUUUGGCCUGAGUGACCUCUAUGGCGACAGCAGAGUCCAUGAAUUUACAGGAACAGAUGGACCCAGUGGUUUUGGCUUUGAGUUGACAUUUCGUCUGAAGAGAGAAACAGGGGAGUCUGCCCCACCAACAUGGCCUGCAGAGCUAAUGCAGGGCUUGGCCAGAUACGUGUUCCAGUCAGAGAACACCUUCUGCAGUGGGGACCAUGUGUCCUGGCACAGCCCUUUGGAUAACAGUGAGUCAAGAAUUCAGCAUAUGCUGCUGACAGAGGACCCGCAGAUGCAACCUGUGCAGACACCCUUUGGGGUAGUUACCUUUCUCCAGAUUGUUGGCGUCUGCACUGAGGAACUCCACGCAGCCCAGCAGUGGAACGGGCAGGGCAUCCUAGAGCUGCUGCGAACAGUACCUGUCGCUGGCGGCCCCUGGCUGAUAACUGACAUGCGGAGGGGAGAGACCAUAUUUGAGAUCGAUCCACACCUGCAACAGGAGAGAGUUGACAAAGGCAUCGAGACAGACGGCUCCAACCUGAGUGGUGUCAGUGCCAAGUGUGCCUGGGAUGACCUGAGCCGGCCUCCUGAGGACGAUGAGGACAGCCGGAGUAUCUGUAUUGGCACUCAGCCACGGAGGCUGUCAGGCAAAGACACGGAGCAGAUCCGGGAGACCCUGAGGAGAGGACUUGAGAUCAACAGCAAGCCUGUCCUUCCACCAAUCAAUCCUCAGAGGCAGAACGGCUUCACCCACGACCGGGCCCCGAGCCGCAAAGACAGUCUGGAAAGCGACAGUUCCACAGCCAUUAUUCCCCAUGAGCUGAUCCGCACGAGGCAGCUUGAGAGCGUACAUCUGAAAUUCAACCAGGAGUCAGGAGCCCUCAUUCCUCUCUGCCUAAGGGGCAGGCUCCUGCAUGGACGGCACUUUACAUAUAAAAGUAUCACAGGUGACAUGGCCAUCACAUUCGUCUCCACGGGAGUGGAAGGUGCCUUUGCCACCGAGGAGCACCCUUACGCAGCGCAUGGACCCUGGUUACAAAUUCUGUUGACUGAAGAGUUUGUAGAGAAAAUGUUGGAGGACUUAGAAGACUUGACUUCUCCUGAGGAAGUUAAUUAUUGGCGGUACAAGGGGAAAGAAGGGGUCACCGAACUCCAGCAACUUGACUCCAGCCACCCACCCGGGUCUAGCAUUUGCGAUUGAAGCCAGUUCAAACUUCCCAAAGAGUACAGCUGGCCUGAAAAGAAGCUGAAAGUCUCCAUCCUACCUGAUGUGGUGUUUGACAGUCCACUGCACUAGCCUGGGCUGGGCCCUGCAGGGGCCAAGGGAGAGCCCAGCUGCUCCCCGAUGACUUCCAGUGUAACAACGCGUUAAAGAGAUUCCCACAAAUAAAAGGACAAGCGUGAGGAUGACCACACAGCCACCACACCUGCAGCCCAGUGGGAUACUGUGUGGAGGCCACAGGCCCCCACCUCACCGGCAGUUCAGCGGCCUCACCCCUCAGCUGACCAAGCCCAUGGGCCCAGGACCAGGUCUCGCUGGGCCAUGAGUGGACAAAUGCAAACCUUCCUCUCCUGCUGCCACCACAGGUUCUGGUUUGAGAUUUGACUCUGGACCUUUGAUGUGCCCCUAGGUGGAGACAGGCCUCAUUCCUACCUAACUCAUCGCCAGGCAGCCCCGCAGGAGGGAGGUGGAGUGGCCAUGUGGGCGCACUGCCAGCUCAACUCUGGAAAGCCUUUCCCAGUAGUCAAGCUUCCCUGACCACAGAAUAAUUCUUCCAAUCAUGUUUGAUUUUCUUCCUCCUUAUUUUAUUUUGUAGAAACCGGAUGGUAUUUUAUUGUCUUCAAAAAUGUCCAGAAGUCAUGUAUAUAAUGUUUUUUAAACAGAACUUUAUCCCCAGAUGAACUUUCUCAUUCUCUCAGACAGGGGCCUGGGGCCAUCUCCCCCUGAACCGCUGCCAGAGAAGGAGCUAGUGUUCACCUGCCAGCCCAGGGCCCUGAGGAGCCAGCUUCAGAGAGGCUUUGCUUCUCAGCUUGGGCUAGUGGAGCCUAGGGCAGGGUGAGAGCUGAGACACUCCAUCAGGCAGCCUUGAGCCCAGUUUAGCUGGGGCCAGGAAGGGGUGCCACUGGUCCCAGGGGCACUGGCCUUGACAAAGCUCAAUGACCUUCAGGGUCUCAGAGACUUGGUGGCCCCAGCCUCAUCUUUCAGGCCUUUUCUACCCAACCAGGCUUGACUGAGAGAGCGAGCGAGGCCCAGCACCUCAACAGACCAUCCCAACCCUGCCACUUGGGGCCUGGGUCUCCAGCUCUUUGACCACUCCUGUCCCAUUUCCUUAUCCCUUGAGCCUCCCAGCCUCCAGGCUGCAAGACUCUGGCUUAUUAAAAAUGGAAAAAUCAAUUUAUCAACAUGUUUUCACUUUGAUUUGCAAACGCUGCACUCUGCUGCCCUCCCGUCCUCCCUGUGUCCUUCCAUUUCUCAUCUUUCGUGUCCAUUCCUUGCCCUGUCUCCAUUCCUGCAUCUUGGUCUCUUGCUGGUCUUAGUCCCUUGCCCCAAAUAUGGAUCUCAUGGUUUUCCUCCCAGAAGCAACCUAUCUUUGGCCCAUGGUUUUAGGGUUCCUAUAGGUUUAUCUCCCUCUUCUGACCUGCAAUCAACAAGCCUCUUUCAUACCCCCUCACCCCUGACUCUAGGGACUGCUGUUUCAAGAUCCCCCUUCAGGCCUUUUCAAAGCAAAGUCCUUUUGUCUGUCAGCGACCUCACAGGACCACGCAGUGCCCCUGUCUGCACCCACGACACAUAUGGACACCACCCCAGUGCCACAGGGGCCCAUGUGAUGAGAGGUCCAGCCAAAGAUCUGCCCUCAAGGAUCAUGAGGGCAGCAGCUGGGCUCUCCAGGGAGCAGAAUUUCGACCUACAAGGGGCAAUUAGGGCCUGGCCUCUUCUCUGCACACAUCGCCAGGGCUACCUGGUUAACUCCAUUACACACAGAGCUUCAGGGUGGAUCAUACAAGGAAUGUAAGGAGAUAAGCUCCAGGCCCCCACCAGCAAAGAUGGAAGCUUCUCUCGACCUGAUGUCAGCAGCAGCUGUGCCUUCUGCUCUGAGGACUUAUCCAAAAGGGCAUUUCCUGACCUUUGCCUACCAUAGCAUCCUCUGAAGUUCUUGUCUUCUGAUGUUUGGUGGCCAGAGAGGUGCCAUCAGCUUGCCUCCUUUCUGCCACCCUGACCUGCCCCUCCAUAAAUUCUUACUUUCUGGGGACCUGCCUCCACCUGUCUGGUUUGGGUGGGGCAAGAAAGGGUAUUUUCUGAGCUAAGCUUUGUCAUCAGUAUGAGAGGCAGGAAGGAAGCAGGUGAGCUCUGAGAUGAUCAGCCCAUGAAGCCAGUGGCCCCUUCUUGCCCCACCAUGUCAGGAACCUCCAAGGUCCAGCUGGGGCCAGGCCUCCAUCUCCUUUCCCUACAAUUCACUGGCUCUGGGGGAGUGGCAGAGUGCCUACCAUCUCUCUCCAGACCUUCUCUUGGGUGGUGGUGCCUUCAGGAGGUUUCUUGAGGAGGAGGCUCUCCAAUGAGCUUUUGGCUGGUGAGAAGGACCCUCAUUGAGGACCACGUGAGGCUGACUGUAGCAUGCCCAGUACAGCGCACCUCACAUAUAGUGGUUGCUCACUAAAUGUACCCCUUCUUUUCCUUCCUGCAGCUCUUUGGGAGUUGUGGCAGUGAGAUGGACAGGUAAGAAGCCUCCAUCCCUAAAUCUGCCUGUUCCAGAGGCUUCCCUGAGGCUUGCCCAGUCCUACCCCCUCCCUCUAGGUCACUUUUAGAAGGAAGUUUCUGAGAGGAAGGGGCUCCCCCAUGCUGUGUGCCUGCUACAUAAGGCCGACUCCUGUGGCUUCUCCAGUCCACUGCGGGCUGCAAGAGGACCACAGAUCCAGCUGCCACUCUGCGGGACUGGAGAGGCUCAGGCACGGUCUCAGGUCUGACCAGGGAGCUGGUGCCUCUUCCUGCUCUUCUCCUCCUCUUCCAAAGGCAAGACUUCAGGGCAGCGACUAAGCAAUCCUGGAGAAAGUCUAAAGGGCUAGAGUGUUUUUAAAAAUAAACACAGGGUCUUGGGACUGGGUUUUGAGAUUGAAUUGAAAGCAGGGAAAAAAACCUGAAGGUCAGUGCCCCUAUGGGGCAGACCAGUAGGGAAUUCCCUUAACUGUAUUUUUUAAUCUGGUUGUCUUUCCUCUCUGGCUUCCAGGUCUUCCAUGACAGGUGAGGUACCUGGGUCCCUGUUACAAAUCAGGAGCCCUGUAGAGAGAGCUUGCCUUUUGUACAAGUACAUGAAUGCUGCAAUGAGCAGACUUUCGUAAAAAUUUUAUAUUAGUUUCUAAUGUCAAUGGUGACUCGGUUCCUGGGGGCUGUAGCUAGCCUGGGACUUUUGUAAGAAUUUUUGGGUGACUCACUUAGAUGUCAUUUCCUUCUUGCCCCCUCUUCCUCUGUAUAAUCUAAGUGCAUUAAACAUAUUUGCAGAA